GUGACGCCUCGUGUCGGCUGUGGCCACUUGGUGUAAGCGUUGAGUCAGGCCGACAAACGAUUAUGGAUUUUGGUUGUGAUGAUUCCCACAGUGGACUUCGCUACUACUUUCAAGCAGCAAAACAGUUGAGCUUGGAUAAGGCGAACGAAAUUCGCUCGAAAGAAUGUGCAUGUAAGAUCAACCCAACUUAUGGACAAGCAUGGGAAGAAGCCGAGAAACGGUACGAGACGAAACGUGUGCGCCACAAGUCUCAUUCCUGGAACCUUUCGGAGAAAGAGUGCUACGUGGCCAUUAUAUGUUACACGCUCAAGACAAAUGUGUGGCAAAGGUUCAAUGACUACUGCCGCCGUGCUAGUGCAACCGAAGCGAGCUGGAACGCCUUUCCGUACAAGAGUCUUUGGUAUUUUCUCAUUCGUGCAUUCGAGAAGUUGCCGCCGUUCUCCCCGUUCUCUGCCCCUAAAGGGACCUUCUUUCGGGGUGUCAAGUUCUAUCGCAAUACCGGUCCUACGGUUCCAUUUGUGCAAUUUGUGUCGGCAAGUGUGUCGAGUGAUCAGGCUAGCAAGUUUGGUCAGUAUCUCCUCACGCUAGAACGCGUUCCUCAAGAACUUGUGAGAGACAUCAGCUUGUACUCAGCCUAUGAACACCACAAAGAAGUGCUCAUCUGGCCCUUCUGCACGUUCAACGAUAUAUCUUCUGACGCGUCGACGGAGAAGAAAACCCUUCGCUUCAGUUUCGCCAAUCCUUGGGUGGUUCAACUGCCAUCGAUAAUGCCAUCGUUGACGACACCUACAUAUAUUCAAGGUCAAAUGUCGGAGGCAGCGUCAGUUCGUUCGGUAGGCGCUGAGGGAGAUACCUGGAGAGCCCAGAGGGGGUGGAGAGGGCGCCACCAACGCCACAGUGAGGAUGUCGGGAGAGACUACAUGCGGUCGCGAUGGCGCCACCACCGCCAAAGUGAUGAUUUGGGGAGAGACUACAGGCGGUCGCGAUGGCGCCACCAACGUCACAGUGAGGAUUUCGGGAGAGACUACAGGCGGUCGCGACGGCGCCACCACCGCCAAAGUGAGGAUUUACGGGGGUGGCGUUUGUGGCGAUAUACAGAUACCCACUGGGCAAUGAAGUUUGAUUCGAAAGGUGGCGCCAUCUUAUGCUGGCGUUUUGCAACUCCGAGACGGCCCUUGGCCGCAAUCAUUGAAUCCGAUCUCGAGCUAGAGACGAGAGAAAGAAACGGGGAAUCCCCAUUUUUCUUUUUCUCUCUCCUCUCUAGUGUUUUGUGUAGGAUUUGAUACCUGUAUAAGCCAUUCCGUUGUCGAAUAAAUAAGGGGAGGAAGUGGCCGAAUGGGCUAACGCGUCUCAGCUCGGAGCGUGGAGCGAAAGCUUGCGCUGGGAACCUCCUGGGUUCGAUCCCCGCC
Molecule: messenger RNA, 1409 nt
Organism: Ixodes scapularis (black-legged tick)
Lineage: Eukaryota; Metazoa; Arthropoda; Arachnida; Ixodida; Ixodidae
Exons: 1
Coding region: 63-1283 (406 amino acids)
Molecular function (GO): NAD+-protein-arginine ADP-ribosyltransferase activity; NAD+ poly-ADP-ribosyltransferase activity
Source: RefSeq, a predicted model, not a curated record